AUGUUUGAGACUAAGAUUAAAGAUAAGAUCAUUCGUGCAAAAAAAGAGACAAAAAAGCAAGAGCUCGGAAGAAAGCGACAGAGAUCGAUGGAGAUGUCUGAAGAAAGGCAAACUGAGCGGCAAAAUGUAUCCCGGCGGCCAGCAAGAAAAACAUUUCCGCUAAUCGCCAAACUGCAAACACCAACGAUUUCAUUGAAUGGGAGAACUUACAGCCUUCAUUUGAUUCGAAGCUCCAAAGCAAGUGAAAUAGAUGAGAAGAGUAAUGCCACACAGCCAUUAAGAAGGCAAGAAGGAAGAGAAACAAGACGGGAUGUCAAUUUAGAUGCUCAAUGGGAGAGAGAGAAACCGGAAAGCAUUGAAUGCAGAGGGGAGAGAACAAACCAGAUCAGUGAAAACCUUAUGAGGGCGAUUUUGACUGGAAGAGCAGAAACGAAGGAUUUAGUUUGUGAGAAAGAAAAAAUGAGAGAAGAGCUAGAGAAACUUGAAAAAGAGAACAAUCAAAUCCCUCUGUUGGUUGCUGAUGUUGCGGUUCUAAAAACGAAAAAAGAUGAGCUGGAAGGGCUUCUGAAUGCUCAAGAAAAACAUCUAAAAUCCGCUCAUUCGGCAUUAGAUCGGUAUGUUUGGACAGGAGUUAGCAAAAACACGUUCGUCUUCCACAGGUUGGAGUCAGAACGAUGUCGUUUAUUGAGUGAACUGGCUGCAGUCGAAAGACUUUAUUCAGAUGCAUUGAAGGAAGCGAACGACAUGAAGAAAUUGAAGGAUGAGGCGGAAAUGUUGCAGCAGGAAGAAGCAAAAAUGUUGGAGAUAAUAAAAGAACAGCUUGAAAAGAAAAAAGAAGAAAUUAAAGAAAAGACGAAGUUGCUGGAGAAUCUUCAGUAUGAAAAUGCAAAACUAACGGCAGAAAUUAAAGCUCUCCAAGUUCAAUUGCCAGGAAUUUCAGAAUAUGAAGAAAAAAAUCAACUUCUGGAAACUCUACGGAAUCACAGAGUGCAAUAUGAAUUGCUACAAGAAGAAUUGAAUUCCAUACGAUCACGAAUGAAAGAGGCGGAGAGUUUGAAUGAAAGAUAUCAAAAGGCGAGUGAAGAGAUGAAAGGGGCGGCUGAACAAUCCAAAACGGCCCAAACGCUUCUGAAAGCGAAAUUGGCUGCAGCAGAAUCUCGGGAGGCAGAAUUGAUUCAACAGAUAGAAACAAGGAGAGAUUUCGCAAUUUCUGAUACCAGAGAAAAAAGAAGCUUAAUUCAGGAAUUGGGAGAUGCAAGGGACUCUCUGCAAAUCUUGGAAGAACAGUUUCAAAAAAUGAGAGAGGAAAAGAAAAAAGGAGAAAGUCGAAUGUUUGGAAAAAUAAAAAUGUUAAAACUAGAAAAUAAAGCAUUGGAGGAAGCAAAUGAAACGCUGAGAACAGACUUAGAAGCGACACUGAAGGCAACGAGCGCAUUGCAUCAUCAAGUGAGCCAUCUGAGAUCAUCAGGAAGGUUAUUGAACGAUCUCGAGUCAAGCAUCUAUCGAGAAAAAGAAAUUUCGAAUCAAAGGCGAUCAGUAGAAGUGAUUCAGAGAAUUAGCGUGAUUCCAUCCAACAGGCUGUACAGAACAGCGGCAGUCCAAGCAGGAAGACCGAAGACGGGGGGUCUGGUUUGGGACUUACGGGAUCGAAGUUCAGAAUCAGAAAAAGGACAGAGUGAUGAAGAAUUUGAAGCUCCUGAAAAUGUUGAAAAUCCGUCAGGGCGCUCCAGAUAG
Molecule: messenger RNA, 1734 nt
Organism: Condylostylus longicornis
Lineage: Eukaryota; Metazoa; Arthropoda; Insecta; Diptera; Dolichopodidae
Product: trichohyalin-like
Exons: 7
Coding region: 1-1734 (577 amino acids)
Source: RefSeq, a predicted model, not a curated record